AUGGAUAAGGCAGAAGGCUCUAAUGCAGAGAUGAAGCCAAACUUAGUUCAAGGGUUGGAUAUUCUAACAGAUUAAAAUGCAGAUUUAAAAGAUAAGCAUUAGGAAAAUGAAAGAAGUAAUAAUUAAAAUUUAACAUAAGAUUAACAUGAAAGUAUUUAGUAGCCUAAUAGUACAAGCAUAAAAAAUGCAUAAGUCCAAGAAAAGGAAACUAGCUAACAUUAAAAAAAAUAAGCCAUGAAUAGAAUGAGAAAUAGCAUCAAAGAAACACUAUUUAAAGGAAUAACGAAAAAAAUAAAUCCUGAAGGAAGUAGCUAAAGUAUUGCUCCUCAAAAUAGUGGAAGUCAAAAUAAUGUUUAAUAAUUGUUUUCACAAUCUGGUAUAUUAGGAAAAGGGUCAAAUUUUAAUGAAUAGGAUUAAUAAAUUCAGAAUUAGGCAUAAAAGCUAGUUAAUGAUGAAAAUUAGAUUCCAUAGGAAGAUGAAGAUUUAUUUAAGCUAUAAACUGUUUUAACUAAUUCAGUUAAAAUCGAACAGUGUCCACGAAUUGAGUUUAACUUUACAGGAAGCAAUAACUCUAACAAAGUUCGCAUGAAUGAUCCCAUCAUAAAUAAAAUAUUCGAAGAGCAAAAACCAUAAAAAGAUUCAUCAAUUAUAAAUUAGACUAGGAUUUUUGAGGAAAAUUAUGAGCUAAUAGGUGAAAAGCUUGGAGAAGGUUCUCAGGGUGAUGUUAGAAAAUGCAUUCAUAAAAAGAGUCAAUAAGUUUAUGCAGUAAAAAUGAUUAGAAACGGAGAUACUGAAAUUAUUCUUUCUGCUAUUACUUCUUUUAAAAUAGCAAAAAAUUUAAAUCAUCCAUCAAUUAUAAAACCUUAUGAACUUUUUAUCAACUAAGAGACUGAAAAAAUUUAUUACGUUAUGGAGUAUUGUGAAUAUGGUUCACUUUAGGAUUACAUAGAGAAUUUGUGGAGUCUUUCACCUCAUAAGAGAGAUCAUCGCAGUAUGAGUAAAAUGAAAACAACAAGCACUGAUAAUUUAGAAGAUGAGUCUAACUCUUUAGAUAGCCAGAAGAAUUUAAAUUUUGAGGGUGCUUCAAAUAAAGCUACUAAAAAAAAGGAUAGAAAAAAAAAAUAGAAAAAAAGGAGGCAAGAAGAUAAUUAAGCAAAGGAGGAUGAUCACCUUAUAAAGCUUUAUUAAUAGCUAGGAUCAAGUGACAAUUUAAAAUAACAGUAAAAUGAGAUAGUGAAUAAUAACUUAAAUGCAUAAGAUGAAGACGAUACGAAAAUUGAUUCUCAAAAAAAGAUAGAAGGCAGUGAAGAAAAAAGUGUUAGGAAUAAAUCACAAAAAAGAAAAGUUUAAUUUAACUCUUCUUAUCAAAGUAAAAUCGACCAUGAUCUAAUUAAAAGGAUUUUAAAAGAAAUUAUUACUGCUGUAGAAUAUUUACAUAGUGAGGGAAUAUGUCAUCGUGAUUUGAAGCCAGAUAAUAUUUUAAUUAGCAAUGAUUUGCAAAACAUCAAAAUUAUUGACUUUGAGAUAAGCAAAAGAUUCAAAUAUUUUAGAUAAAACAAGACAGGAGUUUUAAAGGUCUGUGAAAUGUGGACUCGUACAGGCACUCUUGAUUUUUAGAGCCCAGAAAUGUUUGAAUCGGCUGGAUAUACUGAAGCUGUAGAUAUUUGGGCUAUUGGUGUAAUUGCUUACUACUUGCUAACUGGACGCUUGCCUUUUGAUUAGGAAUAUAUUAGUGAUAAGAUAGAAUUCAUACGUAAUGCUCAGUAUAACCAGGAUUAUAUUAAAGAUUUGGAUGAUAUCUCUAAAGAUUUUAUUAGGAGAAUGCUUAGAAAAGAUCCUGCUGAACGUCUAACUGCUUCUGAAGCUCUUUCACAUCCUUGGUUCUUAGUUUGCAGCAAUAAUGAUGUUAGGAAUAGAAAUGAAUUGAAUUUAAAUAUGAAUAAAUCAACUGUUUUAAAUUUAUUCCAUUCACCUUAAGAUAGUGAUAAAGGCUGUACAAUAGACUCUAAGAAAUACAUGGAGUUAAGUUUGAUAAAAGCUAAUUAAUCAACUGUUCUUGUAAAAAAGGAUAGUAAUGGUAGCGAUUCAAACUACCCAAAUUAACUCACUUUUGCUUUUACAAAUAAAAUGUAAUCAUAAAAAUAUAACAACUCAAAUAACUACAGUUUGAGAAUCAAAAAUCACCAUAACAAAAUAUAAUUAAGCAAUCGAUUUGAAGGUAGUGCUGACAAUUUGUAAAUGAAAAAUGAAGAUUCUCCAGUAAUAAGUGAAAGUUCAAAGCAUAUAGUAGAGAAGAAAAGGAAUAGCAGACCACAUAAUACUUAAAUAGAAAGUCCUACUAAAAGCAGAAAUAAUCAGAAUGGUGAUCAAUAUUUUAAGUAAUCUGGUUUCUUUGGCGAGUCUGUCUAAAAAUGUUUUGGAGAUAAUAGCUGCAAAGUAUAUAAAAGCAAUAUCUAAGGGAGCAAUAUAAAUGUUUCCUAAUUUAGAGAAGACAUUUUUAAUAUAAAAGAAGUUUAAUGCGGUGAAAAUAGCUGCACAAAUAUUCCAAAAAAUUAGAUGAAUACUGAAAGCGAAUAUGAAGAUGAAAGUGAAAAAGAUGAUUCUCUCCUUAGAAAAAAGAAAGAAUAUAAGAUGAAACUUCAAUAAUUUAAACAAUUAAUGACUACUGGGAUGUAAGACUUACCAACAAAUUUUAUUCAUAUAAACUAGAAAUAGUAAAAAACUCCCCAAACUUCGUAGUUACGUUUACGUUUGCUUUAUGAAAAAAGCCGCAUUCCUUCAGAAAAAGCUGUUUUCUUGAAGAAUGAGCAUUAGCAACAGUAGUAGUAGUAAUAGCAGCAACUUUAGUAUUAGAUUGAAACAAAUAAAUAGCCUCAGUCAGUUCUAUAAAAUAGCUAGCAUUAAAUCAUAUCAACUUAGUAAAAUACUUUAGGAAGCAAUAUGAGUGUAUUUAAUUCAACAUAAAACUAUAAUUCAAACACAAAUAGCCAAGUAAGUGGAGGCCAUAGCAGUAAUUUAUGUUCACCAAUUUAAUACACAGAUAAUAUAGUGAAUGCAAAUCCAAGUACAAAUCUUUUACAAUUCCAACUAAAUCCUACCAAUUUAAGCAAUAACAACAAUAAUAGCAAUAACAAUUCUACUUUUGCUAAUAAGAAUGAAGCUCAAGUUAAUUUACCAUCAUAGAGCAGCAUCAAUAACACUUCAAAUAUUUUUUCUGGAGCUUAAUUACAGGAAGGGAUAAAAUCUAUAUAGUUGUAACAACAUUAAUCAAAUUAAUCAGCUGUAUCAGCUGGAGCUGCUAAUCCAGUGAUUCAACAUUUUAUAGACAAUUCUGAGAUAGAAGUUUAAGGUUUACGCUCAAGAUCAAAUACAAAUGACGUAGCUGAGAAAGUUGAAUCAGAGGAAUAAAUUGACACUCGUGCUAAGAGAAUGAGUGAAGAUUUUACUUCCUCAUGCAUUGUCUAAAAUCCUGAAAGAUAAUAAGCACAACCAGUGUAAAACUAUUAUAACUUGAACUCUUCAUAGAAAAACGGAAAUUUUUUUGAGGCAAAAGUACAAAAAUCUUCACAUUUUAGUAAUAAUUAAUACACGCUAGCAAGCAACAUUAAUAGUGAAAAUUUGAUUCCUUCGUAAGGAGUAUUUAGCAACGAUCAUUCAAAAUAAUUCUCUAUAUAGGAGUAAUUAUAAAUGAAAUCUACAAAAUAUGUUAAAUAAUUUUUACUCUCUACAGGAAAUAUGCAGGAAUAGCCAUCUUCUUAGUAACAAAUUCAAAGCAAAGAAAGCGUAGGUAACUUAGAGACAAGCAUAAAUCCUAUUUUCAAAAAAAUAGAAAGUGAUGAUGACACUCCUUAAAACGAAUAAGCUGUAAAAAAAGGUACAUCGCUCAAUUCUUCAAAUCUUUGGUAAUUCUAAAAUGGAUUAAAUAGAUCGAAUUCUGACAUCUGCAGUAUCGCCAGCGAUUUCCAUAUUAACCAUAAUGAUAUUUUAUAAAAAGAUAAUGUUAAAAUCGAUCAUACUUAAUUGGGCGAUAUUAUCCAAUCUUCUUCAGAAGAAUCCUUUUAAAUUGAUGAUAAUGAAGAUUUCUAAAAUGUGUAAAAAACUGUUUAAGUUUAGCCACAUUGA
Messenger RNA from Tetrahymena thermophila SB210, 4122 nucleotides. Its product is annotated as Serine/Threonine kinase domain protein. The record is from RefSeq and is a predicted model, not a curated record. Gene Ontology annotation, biological process: mitotic spindle organization; protein phosphorylation; regulation of cytokinesis. The transcript has 2 exons. Gene Ontology annotation, molecular function: ATP binding; protein kinase activity. Lineage: Eukaryota; Ciliophora; Oligohymenophorea; Hymenostomatida; Tetrahymenidae. Gene Ontology annotation, cellular component: spindle pole centrosome; spindle midzone; spindle microtubule.